Saxophila tyrrhenica is the source of this 609-nucleotide messenger RNA. RefSeq lists its product as uncharacterized. The record is from RefSeq and is a predicted model, not a curated record. The transcript has 2 exons. Bases 1 to 609 code for a protein of 202 amino acids. Lineage: Eukaryota; Fungi; Ascomycota; Dothideomycetes; Mycosphaerellales; Extremaceae.
AUGGAUGAAGGAGGGCGGAUCCGACCAGUCGCCGGAGCCAUUCUGAACGGCUAUAUGAGGCUCUGUGACCGCCAGGGUCGUCGACUGGACCGGACAAGAAUCGUCCUGCUGCUGGCGAGUUCCACUGCCGAGAGAGCGGCCGCCAAAGAUCCGCACAGCCUGUCGUACAUUGGCGUCCUCAUCGCCGGCCGCGACAUGUCUAUCUACGAGGGCGCGACCGAGUCCAGAACAACCACGACCAACUCCGCGGACGAGACGACCCAAAGACUACAAGGGCACCUCGACAUUCCCACAGCAGUAGCUCGGCUCCUCUAUCAAGCCGGCUACUCCCAUCCGCAGUCCCUCGGUUCUGCUUCGCCCAACGAAGUUGCGCUGAAGCUCUCAGCCUUGUCGAGCAUGAGUGCCAUCAGCGCACAGGAGCUGCUGCCCAUGAUCAGGCGGAUAGUCCUCCUCGGGAGCCUGGAGGACCCGCUGUAUGCGUCUGCUACGGCGGAGCGUUUCCAGGAUAUGAGCAAGGAAGAGCUCGAGAGGAAGGGCGUAUGGGAGGAGGGGUUCGAUGAUCUAACUGGAGCUGAGAUCUGGCGGAGGAUGGAGCAGCUGGGUGGCUGA